UAUACUUAUCUUCAUAGUUAUCGUUCUUGGUGUGAAAGGAAAGUGGUUGAUUACGAGUUUACGUAUGAGGCAUUUGUUGAUGUCUUUGGAUGUGUGUGCGGUUGGCAGCUGUUCGCUCAGGGCUGUCUGAGGACUCUGUGUGUGGCGGUGCGCUCGGUUCCUGAAGCCCUGUGGACGGAGUGGAGCCGCACCCUCAGUCAAGUGGGCACAUCCACAGGAGACCAGGAGACCGCGCUCGAAGAGAUAUAUGAUCAAAUGGAAAAAGACUUAACGCUGUUGGGCGUGACUGCCAUUGAGGAUCGUCUCCAGGAAGGUGUCCCUGAGACCAUCGCCACCCUGCGGAGGGCGGGUCUGAAGGUGUGGGUGCUGACAGGAGACAAAACAGAAACGGCUGUGAAUGUGGGAUAUGCCUGCAAACUUAUGGAUCCAGACACGACCCUAAUCCAAGGGGAGGAACUUAGGCAGCUUCUAGAGUCUCCUUCUCCAGAAGUCAAGUCUAAAGAGCCGGAGGUUUGGAUCACAAGCAGAAAAGCAGUGAAGAGCAAAGCAGCACUAGUAAUUUCGGGUCCUGAACUGGCAGAAUUGACCAGAGAGCCAGAAUGGGGGGCAAAGUUUGUUGCUCUGUCCGAUCAGUGCCAGUCUGUAUUGUGCUGUCGUGUCACACCGGCGCAAAAAGCGGAAGUGGUGGAGAUGGUCAGGAAGUAUUCAACUUCGAUUACAAUGGCGAUAGGCGAUGGUGCCAACGAUGUCAACAUGAUCAAGACGGCACAUAUAGGCGUUGGUCUUUGUGGCAUGGAGGGCAGUCAGGCGGUGCAGAAUGCAGAUUUCGCUCUGGCUCAGUUCAGCUUCCUUCGCAGGCUGCUGCUGGUACACGGGCACUGGUCAUACUACCGCAUCUGCAUCCUUCUGCGCUAUUUCCUCUACAAAACCACUGCUUUUGCUCUGGUGCACAUUUGGUAUAGUUUCUACAAUGGCUUCAGCGCUCAGCCUAUGUAUGAGAGCUGGUUUAUUAGCCUCUACACAACACUGUACACAUCCCUUCCUAUACAGUGCAUGGGUUUUUUUGAACAGGAUGUGAGCGCUAAGAGUUGUCUGUGUUGGCCUGAGAUCUACUCGAUUGGACAGAAGAAGCAGCUGUUCAAUCCUUUAGUUCUGGCCAUCACGCUCCUAUACUCGGUCUACACCUCCAUCAUCCUGUUCUUCAUCCCUAUGGGAAUAUUACAGUACUUUGCUCUCGAUUAUCAGACUUUAGCCGUAACGAUUCAAACAUCUGUAGUGCUCACCAUGACUGUUGAGGUUAUUCUACAUACAAAAUUCUGGACCAAGUACAGCGUUGCAGCAGUUGUUUUUAGUUUGGUGGCAUUCUUUCUGUCCACGCUGGCUCUCCAUAGCGCUCGGCUCUUCACCGCCUCACCCAAAGACUACUUUUUUCUGGGAGCAUCACCAAACGCUUACAGUACCCCUGAGAUUUGGCUGACCAUAUGUGUGACCACCUGUAUUGCUGUCCUUCCCUCAAUAACAAUACGGGCCUUAGGUGUUGUGCUAGCAAACCCCAACAAACAUAAGAUCCGCAGCUCGAAUGAGCCUGUCGAGCUGAAGUCGUGGUUUCAGAGAGGUACCCUUCAGCGUCGUUCGUCCUAUGCGAUGUCCCAAGGAAAAGGUUUUGGAAAGUUAAUCACCACAGGAGUUGGGCUUCCCUCUACGGCACCCCCACAGGACAGGAGAGUUACGGCAGACAGUCUGAAGAAAGAAUCUCCACAGGGUUCACUUAUAGAAAUGAAUAGUGGUGAUGUGGCAUGCUAGCAUCUUCAGUGUGUUUUGUCAUGCGCUGAAAAUGUGAUAUAAGUAGCAAAUAUUUUAACUAAAAAAGUCCAGAAACCAAGGGAUUUUGGUGCAUUUCUAAAAUGGAGGCCCAGAACACACCUAAUCUAAUUGAUGGUGACUAUUUUGCCAAUACUUAAUGUUAUGGGGAGG
Messenger RNA from Carassius auratus (goldfish), 1974 nucleotides. RefSeq names its product phospholipid-transporting ATPase IC-like. Gene Ontology annotation, biological process: phospholipid translocation; Golgi organization. Lineage: Eukaryota; Metazoa; Chordata; Actinopteri; Cypriniformes; Cyprinidae. Gene Ontology annotation, molecular function: ATPase-coupled intramembrane lipid carrier activity; ATP binding; magnesium ion binding. The record is from RefSeq and is a predicted model, not a curated record. Gene Ontology annotation, cellular component: trans-Golgi network; plasma membrane. The transcript is spliced from 11 exons. The annotation marks the transcript as partial.